Synchiropus splendidus (mandarinfish) is the source of this 3989-nucleotide messenger RNA. RefSeq names its product UDP-Gal:betaGlcNAc beta 1,4- galactosyltransferase, polypeptide 2 (gene b4galt2). Gene Ontology annotation, biological process: carbohydrate metabolic process. The transcript is spliced from 8 exons. The record is from RefSeq and is a predicted model, not a curated record. Gene Ontology annotation, molecular function: glycosyltransferase activity. NCBI's taxonomy places the organism in Eukaryota, Metazoa, Chordata, Actinopteri, Syngnathiformes, Callionymidae. The coding region runs from base 821 to 1972 and encodes 383 amino acids.
GAGAGAAAGGGAAGGAGAGGUGGGUCUCCCCGGCUUCCGUAGGCAGCAGGACUGGAGGGACCUGCUCUCUCCGCCACAGCAUCCUUUCUUUCCGCUCUCCUCUUCUCCAAAACACGUCGGGAUGAGGAGAAAACCUCAACAUAUCUCUCUUCUGCUGGCUCUCCCUCCGCUACAGCAUCAUGGCGAGGAGCGUUAGCCGCAUAUCCGGCGUUAGCUAAACAAUUAGAAAUACAUAUUCGAUGCAAAUGAAACAGAAUAGCCUGGAACCUGGAGGAUUUCCGAGCAACGCUUUCUGGACUAAUAUCCCGGAUAUGUUUGCACUUUUUUCCUGCACAUUUCGACGCGAAUUAAAGCCGGGACUCCAGAGAAGAUGCUAGAUGAAGCUUGUCAACAUCAAGGUGCCUGAAACUAGUUUGGAUCAAGAUUCUGCAGGCGGCAUGAUGAGGUCUGGUAGCGCGCUGCUCUGAAGAAUGGUUGCCAUGAUUACCUGGGACGUCGUGUGUGCUCAGCCCUGGACUACUUUCUAACACGUGGAUGCGGCUCGUGCAACCGGCAGCAUCUGACCAGGAUGAUUUGACCUUUGACAUGUACAUAGUCUCGGAAAGGGCCAGUAAGCAACUGGCAGCUCCAGCUCCGUCGGCUUCAUACGUCUCCUCAUCCACGUCUGUGUGAUUCCUGCAGGAGUCCUCCACAGCCGUGAAGCACAUGUUGAUAUCAGUAGAUAUUACUCUCAAGGGAUCCGGGAUGCGUGCAUGCCUGUAGCCGUGCCGCGCCAGCUUUAUCGUGGCUGGCCAUCGCUGGCCGGUCAUCAUCUUCGGCCAUGACCCGGCUGAUGCUGGGCCGGACUCUGGAGCGUGUCUGUAAAGGCGUCCUGCUGCUCUGCUUGCUCCACUUCCUCAUCAUGAUGAUCCUGUACUUUGACGUCUACACGCAGCGCUUCGACCUUUUCAGCCGAUUCAACAACGUACGGAAUGGAUCGAGGAAUAAUGUCAGCGGUGUGGCCGGAAGCGGACAUCACUUGUACUACUACAACCUGUCCAGGCCGAAUGCCACGUUAUCCAGCUACCUGGCUGUGGGAGGGAAGCUGGUGCUGAGCGUGCAAACCGAGAGCAACCCCACGUCUUCGCCUAAACCGCUGCCACCCUGCCCUGAGAUCCCGCCUGGUCUGGUGGGACGUUUGUUGAUCGAGUUCGGUUCCCAGAUGACGAUGGAACGAGUGCAGAAAGAGAAUCCAAAUGUGACGGAGGGAGGGCGCUACACGCCACCAGACUGCCGGCCCAGAUGGAAGGUGGCCAUCAUCAUUCCGUUCCGCCACCGUGAGAACCAUCUAAAAUACUGGCUCCACUACCUCCACCCCAUCCUCAGACGUCAGAAGAUCGACUACGGCAUCUAUAUCAUCAACCAGCUCGGCGAGGACACCUUCAACCGGGCCAAGCUGCUGAACGUGGGCUACAGGGAGACCAUGAAGGACGCCGACUACGACUGCUUCAUCUUCAGCGACGUGGACCUGGUGCCCAUGGACGACCGGAACCUCUACCACUGCUACGACCAGCCCCGGCACUUCGCCAUCGCCAUGGACAAGUUUGGCUUCAGGUUGCCGUACGCUGGCUACUUCGGCGGAGUCUCAGGCCUCAGUAAAAAGCAGUUCCUAAAGAUCAAUGGCUUUCCAAACGAGUACUGGGGCUGGGGAGGGGAGGACGACGACAUCUACAACAGGAUAACUCUCAACGGGAUGAAGGUGUCCAGGCCUGACGUCCGAAUUGGUCGCUACAGAAUGAUCAAGCACGAGAGGGACAAAUACAACGAGCCCAACCCUCAGAGAUUCAACAAAAUACAGAACACAAAGAACACCAUGAAGAAGGACGGCAUCAGUUCCCUCACCUACAAGCUGGUGCAGGUCAAGAGGUACCCGCUCUACACUAACAUCUCAGUGGAGAUCGGCAAACCACCACCGCGGCCCUUCAAGGGCUGACCCCACGGUGGAUGCUUGCAGAAGUGCGAGGAGGUAAGGUCGCGAAGCUUUGCCAGACUGCUUCCUCUUUUCCUCCUGAAGACUCCAAACCUCUGGAGACACUCCUGUUUCUGCAGUGGAUGCUACCUUCCGUCACAUAUCAGGAGACUCUUGGGGACGCUAGUCUUAUCGUAUACUUGGGAUAUCACCGGAGGCUCUUGUGCUCUGGACCACAAACGUCUAGACGAAUGUGUACCGUGCCUGCUCCGCCACUCUCCCGGGACCGGAACUCUCUUUUACUGCGCUCUUUUUUUAUAGACAUGAACACUGCGAAACCUGUGGGUUUUCUGAGGUACGUUGACAGUACAAAUAUCCAAGUCGCCGCGCGGAGCUUCAAUCCCCGGAACAGAGUGAACACACCCGUGAUUGGUGACGACAAAAGUGCUCCCCACUGGUCACACAAAAGCUUUUUUAUAUUUUUGACUCAUGAUAAUCUUUUGCUCGUCCCUGGGACACAGUCGUUCACCCGCCACGUCACUGCGUCUCAGAUCUUUUCCACAACAAAGACUUUCUUUCUUUCUGCUGCCAAAUUCUCGAGCGCUAACCUUUCAGUGGCCGUGUCAAGCGUCGCUUCAGUUCUCGCAUGUUUGUAUGGAUAUUGGAAGGUUGCAAUCGAUGCUAACUUGCUAGCGACUGUGUGCAACUAGUAAAAAUAUCAUGUCAACGUAGCGCGUAUCCUCCAGUUAGCAUUUGGCUUCUAAAACACAGCAAACAUGUAAAGCUUUAUGGUAGCAUCAGCACUUUUUAUGGGAAAAUUUUGAGGUAGUUUGGUGUUUAUGGAAGAAAGCAAGACACGUUUUAAGUUGCAUUUACACAUAGCAUUAGCAAACUAGCCUCCAUUUUUCUUUCACUGAGCCCAAGUUUGAAAUCAUUUCAGAAGUUAUUUAAGAGUCCAGGGAACCCUUCAUUGAAUAAAACUUCACUUCAUCUGCUUAGCUUAGCCGUUAGCAUUGUCCUCAAACUACGUCACACAUGUCUUACGAUUAGUUCUCACGAACCAAUGAAAAAUUCAGAGUCGCAGCCCAUCUUUCUGAGGCAAGAGGAUAAUAGUGAAAUAGUACUUCCCAUAUUUUUCGGACUAUAAAUCGCACCGGUCAAAAAAUGCAAGGAGAACGACAGCAUACAUAGAGUAGCAUUUUUGGCGGGAAACAGGUUUGACAAAGAGACCACAGCAGUGCCACCUCUGUCGCCCAGUGUGACUCAUCACCAGUACGUUGUCGACUCAUUUUCUCCGACGUCCCCGUCCGAGGGAGGGUCCUUGCUUUGGAAAAGACUGAGAAGCUUCUGGAGUCUCACUCCUUAUAUCAGUCAGUCGUGUUUACGUUGCAUCCAGCUGUGGACCGAGUAGCUUUGACGCCGGUGUUUGUGCAUGCCAUUUGUUUUUAGCACUUUAGCCGAAACUGUUUCACGAGUGAUGCGUUGCAAAUUAUUGGACGUGUGGGUUCGAACAUGGCGACGAUGAUGCGUUCUAUAUUUUGGGCUCACUAUCUUUCCUUCAUCAAUACUCCUCUAUAUCAACGGUGUGUCUUAUUGAGUGUGACGGUGACGCUGGAGCUCGAUCCUGUUAGAUCCGACUCCCAGCUCGACGGGAAGCUCGCGGACUCUUUUUCGCUCGACGGAAUCUUCUCCGGGUUUUUCAGGCCUGUGGGCGGGUUUUUAAUAUUUACUGUAACUUGACUUUUCUUUUUGUACAUUGAAUGUUGGAGAUGUAUCUUACAUAGAAUGCAUUAUGUUAUAUCCGACCUACUUUUUCUAGAUAAACAAUAAACAUGCUGAUCAAGAUGGCGUGAUGUCACUUCCUGUCUGUCGUCAUCACUUUGUUUGGUCCGGACCCUCGACCUGAUUCUUCCUGGUGAGAUUCUAUUUUCAUGUCAACAACUAGCUCAGUUAGCCUCAGUGUAACUAUUUUUUCUUUGCUUUUUACUCCCAUAUUCAAUGAAUCUUUUUUGUAUUUGUGUUUCUUUUUUAGAAUAAUACU